ACCAAUCAUGCCGGGUUCCACAACUUUAGUCACAACAACACUCGGCCGCCUCCAACUGCGGGACGGACAUCAUUGGUUUCCCCAUCACACAGCGGCGACAUGGCGAAUUGGAAGUUCGGAGCUUGCUUUGUCCUGGCCGCGGCCCGGGCCGUUGUCGGACUUGGUCCGCAACAUCUCGCCGGCCACCAGGCGUGGAACGCGCUUCAAUCGGCUGCCCGGUCUCAGGUGGAAAUUGCCUCAGUCUUUGCGGAGCAUUAUCCCGAGUACAACCUCUCCGUCCCUGUUGACCACUUUCACAAUGAUUCGCGCUACGAACCGCACUCGGAUGAGUAUUUCAACCUCCGUUACUGGUUCGACGCAAAGCACUAUCGCAAGGGAGGGCCCGUAAUCAUUCUCGCGGCUGGGGAGACGGAUGCCAAGGAGCGUCUGCCUUUCCUCGACCACGGCAUCCUUUCCAUCCUUGCCAAGGCUACCGGCGGUGUUGGCGUCGUUCUCGAACAUCGCUACUAUGGCAAGAGCUUCCCCGCGCCCGAUCUUAGUACCGAGAACCUGCGCUUCUUGAGCACCGACCAAGCCCUCGCCGAUACAGUCUACUUUGCGAAGCACAUCAGCUUUCCCGGUCACGAAGACCUGAACCUCACCGCGCCUGGCACACCCUAUCUUGCUUACGGAGGCUCUUACGCCGGAGCUUUCGCCGCCUUCCUCAGGAAGCUCUACCCUGACGUAUUCUGGGGCGGAAUCUCGUCGUCGGGUGUCACGGCGGCUAUCAUCGAUUACUGGGAGUACUACGAAGGUGCCCGGCUCUUUUCGCCAGGUGACUGCGCCGAGACAACCCAGAAGCUCACCCAGGUUGUCGACAAUAUCUUGCUUGGCAAGACUGAGUCUCACAAGAAACAGCUUAAAGAUCUGUUUGGUCUGGGCCCUCUUGAAGAUGACGACUUCGCCAGUACCCUGUCUUACGGCAUCUCCGGACUGCAAUCGACCAACUGGGAUCCGGCCCAGGACACCACGGCAUUCGGGACGUACUGUGCCACCAUCAGCUCAGACAGCGUCCUCUUUGGCAGCGCCCGCCAUCUCAAAUCGUCCGUGGAGGAGCUACUUUCCGCCAGUGGCUCUGACAAAAAGCUGACGAAUCGGAUGCUCAACUAUGCCGGUUACGUCAAGGAUUACGUCAAAAAGGGUUGCAGAAGCGGAGAUUUGGUGAAAUGUUUCUCAAGCCGCAACAAUGAAGAGCACCAAAACAUUUCUCUUCGCCAAGGUCCCGGCCGCGCCUGGAUCUAUCAGGUCUGCACAGAAUGGGGCUACUUCCAGACUGGAUCGGGUGUGCCCGAGGACCAGCUUCCCCUCGUUUCGCGCCUCAUUGACGUCGAGUAUAGUUCAAUUUACUGCCGCGAAGCUUUCAACAUCACUGAGCCUCCCAACGUGGAGGCCAUCAACAAGCAUGGUGGCUUCGACUUUAGCUACCCGCGCGUCGCGAUCGUCGAUGGUGAGGCUGAUCCUUGGAGAGCCGCCACCCCUCACAAGAUCGGCCUGGACCGCAAGUCGACGACCAGUGAGCCCUACCUCCUCAUCGACUUGGGUGUCCAUCACUGGGACGAGAACGGAUUGAAGCCGGAGGAUGUCACACCAGACUUCCCGCCUGCCUCUAUCAAGAAUGUCCAGGCACAGGAAGUCGAGUUUGUCAAAGCAUGGAUGAAGGAGUGGGAGGAGGCGCAGAGCCAUGACAGCGCCAAAGGAGGUAUGUUUUUCGCUAGUCAUCAGUCAUUCAAUGUGCUAAUGAGGACAAAAGAACCAAUCGAGGAACUUUAG
Colletotrichum orchidophilum is the source of this 1809-nucleotide messenger RNA. Its product is annotated as serine carboxypeptidase S28. The annotation marks the transcript as partial. NCBI's taxonomy places the organism in Eukaryota, Fungi, Ascomycota, Sordariomycetes, Glomerellales, Glomerellaceae. The record is from RefSeq and is a predicted model, not a curated record. Gene Ontology annotation, biological process: proteolysis. Gene Ontology annotation, molecular function: dipeptidyl-peptidase activity; serine-type exopeptidase activity. The transcript is spliced from 2 exons.